Aureobasidium melanogenum CBS 110374 is the source of this 1116-nucleotide messenger RNA. RefSeq lists its product as uncharacterized. The transcript is spliced from 2 exons. Lineage: Eukaryota; Fungi; Ascomycota; Dothideomycetes; Dothideales; Saccotheciaceae. The record is from RefSeq and is a predicted model, not a curated record. Bases 1 to 1116 code for a protein of 371 amino acids.
AUGCGUAGACCACACAGAAACUCCCAACCACCCUUGCCCGACCUCUCUAGGACUUUCUGGAAACCACAGUUUCCUGAUGGCGACAGUUCCGCCGUGAGAAGAGAGUACCCCAUCCUUAAAUGGGGUGAUUACAACACCUCGACAGGCCUAUAUACCUGGCAAAACGAAAGGUUUACAGGCAACGAUCCGGCUUAUGUCAAGGGGUCUAAACGGGCGCUACAAGGCAUCUAUUAUGGUGUCGAAAACAAUCCCCGCUGCAGACGCUGUGAGAAAUCGGAUCGAUUCUGCACAAAGGUUGUCGAUGAUCUUCUUGGUCUCACAAAAUGUGCGAGAUGCAGACUAGGUCAAGAUACAGGUUGCUGCUUCGCUAAUGGUGGAAAGCGAACCUCAAGUGCCAUGGACACAACCAAAGAACCAUCGCGAAUCCAGAACGACGAAGAUGGGGAAAGAUCAGACCAUCAACCACCUGUGAGGCACCACAGAAGUACUACAAUUCAUGGCGGAGACGAUAAAGACAUCGAAGAACCAGACCAUCAACCACUUGCGAAGCGUCAUAAGAUCUCCAGCUCGAAAUCCAGGUCUAUUGUCCAAGAGGAUUCAGAUGAUGAGCUUCCCAUUAAGACUAUCUUUGGUCAGCGUAAGGCCGUGCAUGGUGCCAAUACCAUACAGCCACGGUCGAGAAGUCCUAGUCCUCAUGACACCGUACAAGUGGCCGGUUCGCAAAGCAAAGAUCACCGACGAACAGUGAUCGAGAUACUAGAUUCGCCGCCAUCGUCUCCCCUCUUCUGCCCAACAUCUGAGCCCUUGGAGCCUAAUCAAAUACGCUCUCUUGAAGCAAACAUCCAGCAGAAUGACUUCUCCACAGUCACUGGCGCCGCUGAUUACGCUCAGAUUCAAGAGCGUCUUCGUGUCUUGGAAGCCCAGAACUUUCAGCACCAGGCAGAAAGACGUCAGGAUCAAGAACAGAUCCUUAAGCUCCAAGAGCAAAUCGCUGUCCUUGCAGGACAGCAAGAGCGAAAGCUUGAAGAGAGAAUCCGCGAAGUCAAUCAGAGGGUGAACUAUGCCGUCAAUCAGCUUAUGUUGCAUCAACUAAGGAAAGCUGGAGUUAGGCAGUAA